Beta vulgaris subsp. vulgaris (sugar beet) is the source of this 1228-nucleotide messenger RNA. RefSeq names its product homeobox-leucine zipper protein HOX4. Gene Ontology annotation, cellular component: nucleus. Gene Ontology annotation, molecular function: DNA-binding transcription factor activity, RNA polymerase II-specific; sequence-specific DNA binding. Gene Ontology annotation, biological process: positive regulation of DNA-templated transcription. Bases 251 to 991 code for a protein of 246 amino acids. The transcript is spliced from 3 exons. The record is from RefSeq and is a predicted model, not a curated record. NCBI's taxonomy places the organism in Eukaryota, Viridiplantae, Streptophyta, Magnoliopsida, Caryophyllales, Amaranthaceae.
GCUAAGAAGCAGCAACACUUACUCUUUCACAAGCUGUACUUCUUUAGUAGAAGUUGUCUAUUUAAACUUGCUCAAGAGCCUUAUUUUAGUAUACUAAGAAUUCUAUCAUUAACUUCAUGAGAAUUUCUUCCCCACUCCAGCACCCAAAAAAAAAAAAAACUUCAAAGUUGAUUAACUAUUAAUUAGUUCUAGUCAUCAUUAAAGAGCUGCAAUAUACAGUUGAGGUACUUUUGAAGCAGCACUAUCUUCAAUGUCUUCUAAAAAAGACAACUGUGAAAAGAACAAGGCAUUAUAUAGUGAGGACUUUCAAGCAAUGUUGGAGAGAUUAGAGGAGGAAGACAAUGCAGAACAUACAAGUGGACAGUUGACGAAAAAGAGUAGGUUAUGCUUUGAAAAAGUGAAGGCUUUGGAGAAGCAUUUCGAGGUGGAAAACAAAUUACAACCUGAGAGAAAAUUGAAGAUAGCUGAGGAAGUAGGGCUUGAGCCAAGACAAGUAGCCAUUUGGUUCCAAAAUCGUCGAGCUCGGUGGCGGGCUAAGCAAUUAGAGAGAGAGUAUGGUGAUCUUCGAGCUAGUUAUGAUGCUCUUAAGCAUGAUUAUGGCUCUCUUGAGCAAGAAAAACUAGCUUUGCUUGCACAGCUUAAGGACUUAAAGGCAGAAAUUGAAGCAAGAAACAAAGAAAUAACAAGUACUACUUUUUCAAUACCAGGAAGCACAUGCACGGUAAAUUCGAGCAAUAAUGUAACAAAUACAAGCAGUAGUGGGAAUAUCCCAUCGUCAGUAAUAACCUCGGCUCCAUCUCCAUGUACGAUGUUUGAUCCAUUUGGUAUGGCGUCGGGUCUGGAUGGCCUUCAGUUAUGCAAAGCUUAUCAAGACCACUUGAUAAAGAUAGAAGAGUUGGGUAUUCAUAGUACUAAUAAUGAUUUAUUAGGCGAUUUCUUCUCAGUUGAUCAAGCUCCCACCUUGCAUUAUUGGUAUAAUAGUGAUCAGUGAAAUUAGUGGUUUACUUUGCUCAUAGGUUAUGUCCAAAUUAGUUAAUACUAUUAGUUUAUUACUCCAUUCGUCCUAUAUUAAUUUAGGUUAAGAGAUAUUUUAUUGUAGUGUAUAUCCUUUAACUUUGUGGUCAAACUAUAGAAAUUUUGACCAUGAUCUUCUUCAAUGUAUAAGAGAUGGUAUUACAAUUGUGUAUGAUAUUGUUAAAUUCACGUAAAUAUAUAUAUUUUCACAAUA